AUGGGUACGCCACUUGAUGUGUCCUUUUUGGAUACCGAUCAGACGAUUAUUGGAAGUUAUCUUGACGUAGGAAUUCUUGCAUAUGACGGCAAAAAUUUACAUUUGCUUUCCGGGUUUCGCUUAAAUGUGGAAGGAAGGAUAGUCUUCACUCGAAAUGUGGAUUUACUACUGCAACCAAGUUUACCGGCAAACAUAAAGUUUAACAGUAUAAUAUCGAAUGAAAUCGGAAGUCGAGUUGCUUUAGUAGGAAGCGGAGAUGUUUUUAUUGUUGAGAUGCCAAAUGAUAUUUGGGGUCGUAUUUCGCCAUAUUAUCCCAUUAUUGGAGAGCACGUUCUUCCAAGUUACUACUGCAAAUGUGCGCUGUUGGGCAGUAGCAUUCAGUCAGGUGCUCGCUCUUACGAUAUAUUAAAGGUUCAGUGGUACAUUAAAGAAUACGAUGAAACAGGACCAAAAAUUAACAAAAUAGCUUUACUUUAUGGAAACAACGUUAUCAGAAUGUUUGAUACGGCUGGUACACUAGAUGUCCCCCUCCUGAAAAUCGACUUGAGUCCUUCCGUUACGGAGCUCCAUCCUGAAUUGUCUUUCCAAAAUAGCUUUGGCCUUCGUAAUAACAUAGUUUCUUUCGACUUUGGUCCUGUUAUUGAAAUUGAACUUGAAGACGGCGCAUUUAACACAAUAUUCGCAAUAGAUUAUCUUUUACGGUGGACUUUUAUUGUGAAAAGCACGGUUCAAAGCACCAAAAGAUUGGUUUGUAGAGUUCUUCCUACUUCUGGUCCAUUUCAACUUUCACCACUGAAUUCCGAAUUAUGUGAUUUUGCUUAUGUCCGCCAUUGUUCUGGCAGUAAUCUUCCAAUAUUUUCCCUUAUUUCAAAUACUGGUGUAUUGUGUCACUACGUUUCAUUACCGUCAAGUGAGGUUUUUGUUGAGAAUCAAAUUGAUUUCACUUUUUUGGUUUACGACACUAUUCAGCUUGUCAGAGAAAGCAGUUCCUUUUCCUCUUUCAAAUUUAUUGUUGAUUGUUGGGGAUCUGGUCAUUAUUUUGUGAUUGGGAAGUGUAAUGCCUAUUUGAUUGAUAUCACUCCUUGGCUUAAUGUUAUAAUAAAUUCGUAUAAUUCUGGUACAAGUGUGGAAAACAGUGACAUGAAAGAAACGUCGGUUAACCACAUUUUUUCCGUCCUAAACGGAGAGUCAAAGAGCAGUAAUCCUGAAAGAGUUUUUAUAACGACCGUAGCGUCUUCCUUUAUGAAGGCUGAUGACGUUCACUGUAUAGAUUCUCCUGAAGGAGAUGCAACUUGCGAGAAGAGAAUAAUUGUUGCUGUCGCCACAGAGGACGGGAUGAUACUUACUAAAGUAAUUCUAUAUCAGCUGCCGAUUAGCGCUCCUCCUUCAAAAGUAAAGCUACCUCUUUCAUAUCCUCAAUCUCAGUCUUUGCUUGAGAAGGUCAAAAGUCUUUUUGUUAGUCAACCAUCGAUUCCAAAGUUGAGAUUGGUCAAAUCGAUGUCUGAAGAAGAGGCUCUCACCACAGUUAUCACAGUUAUUGACCGACUGGUCGAAAGACUGUCUUUGAUUAAAUCUGCUUAUGCUAUAGUCCAAUCAAGUGUUAGCAAUGCUCUAGAGGAGUCGGAGAAGCUAAGUAAGAAACAACUAAGCCACAAUGAGCGUUUGCUUGAAAUCGUUAGUGAGUUUACUUCUAUGAAAACCCAGAUUUAUGCGAUACGUGAAGAAGUUAGCAAGGGAAAAAUGAAAAUUGAUCAAGUAUGUAGUUUAUUAGCAUCACGUAUGUUCCCGUUAAGUGAGGCUGAAAUAGCAAUGCAGGGAACACUGGAGGAUUUGCAAACUUCUCUUAAAGGACUCAAGGAACAAAUUCCUUUGUUGGCAAAUCAGGUUGCUGCCGAGAGACGACGGAGGUUUGGUGUGACAAGGUCGUUUCAUUCUUCAAUUAAUGCUAAGAAGUUUAUGUUGUCAAAAAGCUCUAAUGAAAUUGAUAGUAUUAUCACAUGGGUGAAACUGUUGCAUAAAAAAAUCGAUCGCCUGGCAGAAAAAGCGGGGUCUGAACAACUUAAUAGGGAGCUUCAAAGCAGAAGUUUGGAAAAUUCCGCGGUACUGCAAACGCGAAAUCUCAAUAAGGAAGCUGAAUAA
Enterobius vermicularis (human pinworm) is the source of this 2139-nucleotide messenger RNA. Lineage: Eukaryota; Metazoa; Nematoda; Chromadorea; Rhabditida; Oxyuridae. The record is from the annotation of a GenBank genome assembly.